CUCUAUCCAAAAAGGCAAAAACGAAACGCUUAAAUAAAGCAAAUCCGCAUUCUGCCUUCCUACUCGCCACUUCUUUUGCAUGUUCUCUCACUCAUUCACGUUUUCUCCCCUCUUUAUAUUCAAGCAAUCCCCCACCGCACCACCACUUCCAUCCUUUUCACUCUUCCAUCCAUGGCGGUUGAAGCCACGCAUCUCAACCUCUUCCAAUCCCAGCAACCAUUCAUGCCCAACAGAGAGUUUUUGCAGGGGAAUCAGUUCGGAUUCGAUCAUGGCGAGAUGAGAUCGGCGGUUAUGCCCCUCAACCUCCCCGCCGCCGCAUUGCCCGGCCGUGCGUAUGCUCUCCACCCGUCUCUGCUCUCUGACUCUGUUCAGGCGAAAACCUCGAUGAACGCCGAUAGCUGUUUGACUUAUAAUCUCCAGCAACAGCUUCCAAAAAAGCGAUCCAGAGAUUCACUUCAUCCUUCUCCGGCCGCCGUCCCUCAGAAGCCCAACCUCCAUCAAAUCCCAUCUUUCUUCGGCGAAGACGACGUUCUCCCCAUCGUUCAACAGUAUCAGUUGGAUAUAGACAGCAUCGUUUCUCACCAUACGAAAAAGAUAAAAAUGGAAUUCGAAGAGCGGCAGAAGCAACAAGGGAGGGUGCUGGUCGCAUCGAUUGGAGAAAAGGUGAUGAAGAAACUGAAGGAGAAAGACGAUCAUAUUCAGCGGAUGAUGAAAUUGAAUAUGGCGCUCCAAGAGAAGCUCAAAAAUCUCUACGUCGAGAACCAGCUAUGGCGGGAUCUGGCUCAGUCCAACGAAGCCACCGCCAAUUCUCUCCGUUCCGACCUGGAACAGGUUUUGAAUCACAUCGGCGGCGAGCGCAUCUCCGGCGGAGGUGCGGCGGAGGAAGAAGACGCCGGGUCAUGUUGCGGAAGCUAUAAUCCACGGUUCGAGGAACCGGAAGUGGGCACUGGGCCGCCGGAGACCGAACGCGCCGGCGACAGGAUGUGCCGGAAGUGCGGCGAAAGGGAAUCCACUGUGUUGCUGUUGCCAUGUCGCCAUCUGUGCCUCUGCUCCGUUUGUGGGUCCACCACCAUGCCCAGAAACUGCCCUAUCUGCAACUCCUCCAUGAAUGCUACUGUGCAUGUUAACCUGUAAUUUUUUCACCGUUCGGUUGUAGAAAUCAAUAGAAGUAGCAGUUUUUUUUAACCCUUUUUUGGGUGUAGAAAGAAAAAUACAAAAAAGAAAAAAAUACUAGACGACCCAUCAGUAUAAAUCGUUUUAACCAGAAAGUAGGAAAGGCAAUUGUUCAUUCUUUUUAUGUACGUAGUACUCCCUAUCUAAUUUGUUGAUCUUUUUCCUAAUCUUCCUCGGCAAGCUUUUUUCUCGAACUUUAUCAAUUAUAGAGUAUUUGAUUGAGUAAAAGAGGUACUCGUAUUAUUCAAUUUGGGGACUUUUUUAAAGAAAGCCGUUGUCAAAAAAUAAUUCUAAAAAGUACCAGUAACUUAUUUUAUCUAUUGAUUAUUUUAGAUUUAUGUACUUGGUACUCCGUAUAAUAAUACUACUUUUUUGGUUCUUCCAAAAAAUUUUGAUAUUACUAUUUAAAGUAAGGAAUAUGCGGCUAAAACUAAUUCUCUGAUCUGCACAAUUUCAACCACACUUUUUUACUUUUUUACUUUUGUAAUGCUAGAGAUUCCUUUUUAAUCUGUACUAUUGAUUAAUUAAUAUAAU
Molecule: messenger RNA, 1707 nt
Organism: Cuscuta epithymum
Lineage: Eukaryota; Viridiplantae; Streptophyta; Magnoliopsida; Solanales; Convolvulaceae
Source: the annotation of a GenBank genome assembly